AUGGGGCUUCAUAACUGGCCUGGCGAGUAUGCGGCAGAUAUCCUUACACAUCUGGUACUGCACCUUGGGUGUGGUUCACGAGUCCUUGUUGAAGCUGUGGCUCCUUCGAACACAGCCGCACUACCGUUUGAAGCGCUGAGCCAUAUGCUCAAUGCUGCAGACAUGCCUAUGAUGCAGUUCUUCAAAUCUCAAAAGCGCAGCUUGCAGGACUGGACCAGUCUGCUCGCAAAGGCAGAUGAGCGGUUGACUGUCACGUAUGUAUCAGAAGUUCCCGGGUCUGUGCACCGGUUCCUUGAAGUUGGACUUCGUACAUAG
Molecule: messenger RNA, 315 nt
Organism: Fusarium proliferatum ET1
Lineage: Eukaryota; Fungi; Ascomycota; Sordariomycetes; Hypocreales; Nectriaceae
Exons: 1
Coding region: 1-315 (104 amino acids)
Molecular function (GO): methyltransferase activity
Source: RefSeq, a predicted model, not a curated record